Molecule: messenger RNA, 4759 nt
Organism: Xenopus laevis (African clawed frog)
Lineage: Eukaryota; Metazoa; Chordata; Amphibia; Anura; Pipidae
Gene: znf335.L
Product: zinc finger protein 335 L homeolog
Exons: 28
Coding region: 194-4441 (1415 amino acids)
Biological process (GO): regulation of gene expression; brain development; positive regulation of transcription by RNA polymerase II
Cellular component (GO): nucleus
Molecular function (GO): RNA polymerase II cis-regulatory region sequence-specific DNA binding
Source: RefSeq, a predicted model, not a curated record
CAUAGAAGGCCCCAUUCUCAUUUCACUCUCUCCACUCACCGUGGAGCCGCAUUGUAAUGAUUUUUGUGACCAGCAAAGCUUUCUGGGAAGCCUCCUUGCUUUCUUACAGUGUCGUGCAACUAGAAGCCCCAUGAGAUUCUGAAUCCAUUUGUGAAUCAGCCUAGGACACAUCUGUAUCUGCAUAGAUGUUAAUAUGAAAUCAGAUGGCGACGGUCUAAUCAUGGAAGAGUCAUCUGUUCAGGAGGAAACCACCAAACCCUUGUGCAUCAAUGUCACUAAUGCUGAGACUUUGCACGUUCUGCUUGAACCACUAAAUGCCACCAAACAAAUGGCUGGUUUGGUACAGGGUAUAGGCAGCACAGAAAGCCAUAAAAUGGACAUACCUUUGACGGAGUCGGGCAAUAUACAGAGCCAAAAUAAAACCUGCACUCAGGAUCCAGAUAUAAAACUGGAUGUAAGGCCAGAUCACAAUCAAUUAGGUUGGCAAGGGCUGGAAAUAAGACAUAAUUCUGGUAACUUGGACCUACAUGAACCUCAUAUAAAUGAAAUUAGAGAAAGUAAAACCACACAAGAGGUAAUUGAACAAAGCCCAGGUAAUACUGGCACCCAGGAGCUGGCUAUAAAUGAAACACCAAAAGACAUUGAAAACCACUUGAGUUCACAAGAAGAACUAAAACAGAACCCAGGCAACAUGGGCACCUUGGAACUGGCUAUAAUACAAACACUUCAUAACAUGAGUCAUGCCAUGGGCUCUCCAGAACAAACUGUAAAGCAGAGUUCAGCAAGUAUGGAAAUAACUGUGAAUCUGCCAGAUGACACUGAUACAAACAAGAAAGCCAUGAGCCAAUGUCCACUUUACACCCACAACAAAGAUGUGACACCAAGCCAAGAUAAGUGCUCCAAAACAAUCAGCCAAAAUGCAAAUAAAAUGGACUCUCAAGAGCAGAGUAUAAGAGUAGAUAAUAUGGCCUCACAAGUGCUGAGCACGGAACCUGCACAUGAAACGGACUCCAAGAGUGGCAACCACAACAAUGUUGAUGUUCAGGAUCCAAACAAAAGACAGACUUUUUCAGCUCAGAGCUCCGAUAACAUGGAUGUCCAGGAACCUGGCACAAUUCAGAGUUCAGAUCACGUCUAUAUCCAAGAUUUGACUUCAAGACACAGCUCAAAUACCACCCGGGAAAUGCACAGAGACAUCGUAUACCAUAGUUAUCCAGAGAAGAUCUCAAGUGCACCGAUACCAUCCAUCCAAUGUUCUGUGUCUGAAUCAAGUAGUGUUUAUCAGUCCCUUCUCUCGGAGGGCUCAAGCUCUAUUCUGGUUCAGUCGGACACACCAGCAACAGCCUUUUCUGGUUCUGUAGAUGGGAUAAUUAAUGCUCCCCAGAUAAUUCAGGGCUGUAUUGUGACAAAUCCCGAAGGCAGCAACUCUGAGAUCACCCAAUACCUGAUCCUUCAGGAGCAAGAUAAUACCUCCUCCGUAACGGUGACUUCUGUGCCUGUUGGUGAACACUACCAAGCCCAUGGCUCUUCCUGUGCUACUGAAAGUAUGGCUGAUGCGGAAAGUUUAGAGGAAAUGGUGGAAGUGGUCUUUGUGCAGCAAUACAAGUGCAAGAUGUGCAAAUACAAGAGCACAUCCAAAGCCACCUUGCUUCGUCAUGUGAAAGAGCGCCAUGUUCAAGCAGCUUCCAGAGAAGAAAAUAGAAGCCAUGAAGGGAAAGUCGUGAGGCCAAGAGAGGAGGAAGAGGAGGAAGAAGAUGAUGAUAUUGUGGAUGCUGGUGCAAUUGAUGACCCAAAUGAUGACAGUGAUUAUAGCCCAGGAGAAGAUACACCAAACCAUAAUGUAGAAUCAGCUCAUGGGAUACUCAUUAAAGAAAGACCACGUAGGAAGCCAGGUCGCCCACGCAAGAUUCCUCGCAUUGAUGGUCCUAAACUAGACAGUGCUCCCAUCCCACUGUCCAGCAAUGAAAGCCAGAUAGAUCAGGGUGUUACAAACUCUGACCUUGAGAACAAGGACCCCGCUUCCUUGCCAAUGCCCGAGGAGCAGAGUCCACCCAAAAGAAUGCGAGGCCGCCCUCCUAAACAUCUUCGUGGGAAAAAGUAUCGUAGAUUCAGAGGUAGUCGGUUUUACAGGCCUCCUAGUAAACGUCUUCUAAGGCCCUUCAUCUGCAGAAUCUGCGGUUCCAGCUUCCUCACACAUGAUGAUUUUACUUUUCACGUGAUGUCACAUGUUGGUAACGAUCCACAAGCAUUCCGGUGUCAGCAGUGCAAUUAUCAGUGCCGGCGCUGGUCCUCACUUAAGGAGCACAUGUAUAAUCACAAGGGAAGCAAACCAUUCAAAUGUGAAGAGUGUGAGUACACAAGUGUUUACAAAAAGGAUGUGGUCAGACACUCAGCUGUGCAUAGAGAUGACCGAAAGAAGAAAUCUGAGAAGACUUCAAUACCAGCUUCCUACCCAUGCCCCGUGUGUGGCCGUAUAUACACCAUGCAAAAGAGGUUAACGCAACACAUGAAGAUACACAGUGCUGAGAAACCUCACAUGUGUGAUAAGUGUGGCAAAGCCUUCAAAAAGCGAUAUACCUUUAAGAUGCACCUUUUGACUCACCUGCAGUGUGUGGGGAAGAGCAGGUACAAGUGUGAGUUCUGUGAAUAUAUUUGUGGGGAUCGUAAGCAACUCCUAAAUCACCAGCUAACACACAUGAACGACAAGCCUUUCAAGUGUAGUCAGUGUAAAUACCACACCUACCGGCAGGACUUUCUGCUGUCCCACAUGGCCACCAAACAUGCAGGUGGGAAGCCCUUUGCAUGUGACCAUUGCCACUUUACUACCAAACACAAGAAGAAUCUUCGGCUCCAUGUGCAAAGCCGACAUCCACUCCUGUAUAGUGAGUGGACUCAGCGGCACCCUGAGGAAAUUCCCAGUCGUCGGAGACCUUUUUUUUCUAUGCAGGAAAUUGAGGAGCUCAAGCAGCAACAUGAACAGUCAGGGAACCAAGCCUCCUCGCCACAGGAAAUAGUGAUGGAUGCAGCGGGGCUCAGUUAUCAAAUACUUCAGCCUACAACACAGCCGCCAGCGGAGGAGCAAUCACAGAGCGGGCUUGGAGCUGCUACCAUCAUAUAUGAGCAAGGAGAGGAAGGGGAAGAAUAUGCAACUCGGGCUGCCCUUGAUCUCCUCUUGAAUAUGAGCACUCGAAGGGAAGGCACAGGAGGCCCUCUGCAAGUGGCAGUAGUAAAAUCCGGAUCCAGUGGGGAGGUUCCGAACUCGCAGAGCAUUGCUCAUGAACCCCACAUGGCUCAGGUCCUAACUCUACGUGUGGAAGGAAAUGAAGUAACGAGUGUGCAAGAGGCCGACUAUGAGGAUGCAGACGUUCAAGAGGUUGGAUAUGAAGGGCCUGUACAGCAGAUCACUAUCGACAAUGCCUUCACGACUGCCGAAUACAGCUUAAUAAACUCAGAAAAUAUUCAGACUUCACUGUGCAGUGACACAACUGCUUCUCUGGGAUCAACACUGUUAGGAGAAAACUUAAAGGGCAAACUCCUGCACAAACCCCAGCAAGCUGAGCACGCUUCAGAUCAUUCUCCUGCUGCCCCUGCAGCCAAGAAGUUUUGCUGUAAGCUUUGUGGUACUACCUUUUUGGGUCGAUCUGAGAUGGAGAUUCACAAGAGAGCACAUGUGCCUAGCGGUGGGUUUAAAUGCCCGGACUGCAUUUUUACUGCUGCAAACUGGCCGGAAGUGAGGAAUCACAUGUCUGUGCAUAGCGAUCGACGACCUCACCGCUGUGACCAGUGCAGUUUUGCCUGCAAAAAUAAGAGAGAUCUGCGUAGGCAUUCAAUGAUCCAUACCAACCAAAGGCCACACUCGUGCCACGUAUGUGGGCAGAGGUUUACUAGGAAAGCUCACUUAAAGUUCCACAUCCAGAGGCUGCAUCAAGGAAAGAACAAUGAGCAGCAAGAGAAUGAAGAUCUAACACCUGCACCAUCAUUAGAAGGGGAGCAUAUAUUCCUGACUCAAGAGGAAGCCAUGGCCGGACAGGAAGAUACAGCUUAUAUUCAAGAGAUCACAACUGCGGAUGGACAGACCUUGCAACAACUGGUCACAGCAGAUAACCAGGUACAGUACAUCAUCUCUCAGGAAGAUAUCCCUCACCUAAUUCCUCAAGAAUAUGUUGUGCUACCAGAUGGACAUCAUAUUCAGGUCCAGGAUGGUCAGAUAACACACAUUCAGUAUGAAUCAGGCACUCCGUUCCUGCAAGACCCCCAGAUCCACUUUGUCCCCAUGUCCCCUUCUCAGCAGCUCAUUACGCAAGAACAGCUCCAAGCUGCAGCGCACUCUGCUGUCACAGCCGUGGCAGAUGCAGCGAUGGCCCAGACGGUGUUUAGCACAGAAACGGAGCAGCCUCUUCCGCAUGAGAUUGAAUAUGAUAUUAUCACACUAGGGGAGUGAGUACAUCUCAGCUGGAGCUGACCUUCGCCUGUGCUGGGAUCGAAUCCCUACCAGCGCUGCCUUUCAAUGCACUUUGUUUUAUUCUGUAUAAAAUGUACCUAACCUUCUGCCGCCUAAUAGCCGCUGGAUUAUUUAGCUGUUAGGAGGGCAGAAGAUAAUAUAUAUUUUGCUACUGUUUACCUCAUCCAUUAUGUGACGCAUGCGUAAAUGUGGUUGUUUUAUGAAUCGGAGCGGUUCCUGCCAACAGCCACUCUUGGAUUUUUUUCAAAUGUACAAAAAAAAAAUAUUUCAGUUAUUAAAAAGUGAAAGUGGAGGAAA